UUUUACUUCCGGGUUUUCAACUUCCUAUGGACCGCAUUGUAUCGUCGCACUGUUCACAAUUCAACCAUCCAAUCUCGUGGUGAACUAAACAAUUUUGAUUUUUUUGAGGUUGUGUAUUUUUUUCUAGCAAGCAUAGUCUGACAAAAAAAGAUCGAUGGCCUUUGUGCGCUCAAGUAAAUUUCGUCACAUUUUUGGGAAGAAGUAUGCAAAUGAAAACACUUUUACCAAUGUGCGGUUAACAGAAAUCAACUUUGACGGUGUGGUUAUCACAGCAAACGCGAAGUUUUUGGCUUUUGUUGUUAAGACGGGUGGUGGAGGAGCAUUUGGGGUUCUUCCGAUUGAAAAGUAUGGGCGACUGGACCAAAGCUUCCCCAAGGUGGAAGGCCAUGAGAAAGAUGUACUGGUCCUGGCCUGGAAUCCUUUCAACGAUAACUGUAUUGCGAGUGGAGAUGACAAAGGCGUAAUCAAAAUCUGGGAAAUUCCAGACGGCGGUAUUAAGGAAUCGAUAACUGAACCGCUUCUAGAACUUUCCGACCAUCAACGCCGGGUGCAGCUGUUGACCUGGCAUUGCUCAGCUGAGAAUAUUUUAUUUUCUGCAUCUGCUGAUUGUGAUAUUAUAGUAUGGAACCUGGAGUCGGCUGAGGCUAUAGCAUCCUGCUCUUUUCCUGGCUUCCUCUAUUCAAUGAGCCUUAACGAGGACGGAUCCAACAUAGUCGUUUCUUGUAAGGACAAGAAAUUCAGAGUCCUGGAUACACGUACAUUAGAAAAGAAAUCGGAAUGGGACGGUCAUCAAGGAUCUAAACCGCAGUUUAUAGAGUAUGCUAACUAUAAUAUGUUUCUGUCGACUGGAUUCUCUAGAAUGAGUGAACGUGAGUUGGCUGCAUGGAGCCAGACUGACCAGAAAAAACUUACACUAACGUCUUUGGAUACAAGUAAUAGUCCCCUGCAUAUUUACUAUGAUUCAGAUCUCAAUGUUGUUUUUCUAACUGGCAAGGGAGAUGCUGCUGUCCGAUACUACGAAUUAGUAGAAGAUGCACCAUAUCUUCACUUUCUGAGUAACUAUGUAGAGUCAACGGCACAUAAUCGAAUUGGAACUGUCUGCAAGCGUGCGGUCAAUCCACACUUAAAAGAAAUCUGCCGCUUCUACCGAUACGAGAGCAAAAAUAUAAUAUCCGUCUCAUCAAUGAUUGUCCCCAGAAAGUCUGACACGUUCCAGGAAGACAUAUUUCCAGAUACAAAUUCUGAUGUUCCAGCACUGUCCGCAUCUGAGUGGGUCAGCGGCAAAAACGCCAAACCCAACAAAAUGAGCUUCCAGGCUUCAUUUAAUGGACAAUCUGUCAAAUCCAACAGUACUACAAAGAAAGCAGGAAUAGGUUUAAAAAAAGUAAUCAAACCAGCAGGAGGAGAAGGAGGAGAGGAUGAAUUUACAGCCCUGAAGAAAGAAGUUCAGAAGCUGAAGUCAACAGUUGAGACGCUGGAAGCAAGAGUAAAAACGCUUGAACAAAAAUAAUCAGAUGAUUAAUGAAAAUCAGUCAACACAUUCGAGAUUUCAAGGACAGUAAAAGACAAAGAUAAAUGCAGAAUACUAAACUGUUUGAUAAAUUUCCUAAUGAUUAAUCCUGUUUUGUAAUUUUCAAUAAUUAGAUAUUAUGCAGAAAUUUAAGUAAUCAGUGGGUCGGUGGACAUUAACCACUUUGUUAUAUAAAACAAUAUUGUAUAAAAAUUCAAAAACAUAAUUGUUAACCCAAUGUGAUUACAGUAAUGUUUGAUUGCAAUAUUUGAAAUUUGCUCACAAUAUUUGUUUCCAAAGUAUAACAGAAAUUGAUGUUUCUAAACAGACACACAAUUAAAAAGUAUAUACUGUAGUUUAGUGUGUACUGCAAGUAUCCUCUGGCAAAAUUGUUUGGAAAUUUCUGAGAUAUUGUGUAAUUCAACUCUCUGUAUUUAUAAAACUAAAAGUUGAAUUCAUUUUUCAGCAUUAAUUUCGUUUUAAUCUUCAUAUUUUCAAAGUUGCGACUAAAAAUAUCUGAUAAUUUGUUGUAGGUUGGGUUAUAUUUUCUAAUCUUAAAAAUACCAAGACAAAGAUUAUU
This is a messenger RNA of Anneissia japonica, 2090 nucleotides long. Its product is annotated as coronin-1A-like. Gene Ontology annotation, molecular function: actin filament binding. The coding region runs from base 155 to 1510 and encodes 451 amino acids. Lineage: Eukaryota; Metazoa; Echinodermata; Crinoidea; Comatulida; Comatulidae. Gene Ontology annotation, biological process: actin filament organization. The transcript is spliced from 9 exons. The record is from RefSeq and is a predicted model, not a curated record.